This is a messenger RNA of Lodderomyces elongisporus, 2841 nucleotides long. It is a transcript of the gene MIS11, whose product is annotated as trifunctional formate-tetrahydrofolate ligase/methenyltetrahydrofolate cyclohydrolase/methylenetetrahydrofolate dehydrogenase. NCBI's taxonomy places the organism in Eukaryota, Fungi, Ascomycota, Pichiomycetes, Serinales, Debaryomycetaceae. Gene Ontology annotation, molecular function: methenyltetrahydrofolate cyclohydrolase activity; formate-tetrahydrofolate ligase activity; methylenetetrahydrofolate dehydrogenase (NADP+) activity. Bases 1 to 2841 code for a protein of 946 amino acids. The record is from RefSeq and is a predicted model, not a curated record. The transcript has a single exon. Gene Ontology annotation, biological process: tetrahydrofolate interconversion. Gene Ontology annotation, cellular component: cytosol.
AUGGUUGCACAGAUUAUUGAUGGUAAGAACAUAGCUUUGGAGCUUCGUCACAAGAUCCACGAUGAAAUCGCUCAACUUCAGCUCAAACAUGCCGAUUUCAAACCACAUUUGACCAUUAUUCAAGUUGGUGCAAGACAAGACUCCUCGACCUACGUCAAAAUGAAGUUGAAGGCAGCCGAGGAAGCCAGCAUCGAAUGCAAUAUCAUCAACUUACCAGAAGAAACCACUGAGUUUGAGUUGUUGAGUCAAGUAGCCAAAUUGAACAGCUCUUUGGAUGUUGACGGUAUCUUGGUCCAAUUGCCAUUGCCCAGCCACAUUGACGAAACAAAGGUCACCAAUGCUGUGUUGGCUGACAAAGACGUUGAUGGAUUUGGACCAUUCAAUGUUGGCGAAUUGGCUAAAAAGGGUGGUGAACCAACAUUCUUGCCAUGUACACCAAAGGGAAUCAUGCACAUGUUGAAAGUUUCGGGUGUUGAUGUUGAGGGUAAAAAUGCCGUUGUUUUGGGAAGAUCCGAUAUUGUUGGAAAGCCAAUUGCCAACUUGUUAACCAAGGCUAAUGCCAAUGUCACUAUUUGCCACUCUAGAACUUCAAUUGACCAAGUCAAAAAGUACCUCGCUGAAGCCGACAUUGUUGUCGCAGCGAUUGGCCGACCAGAAUUCGUCAAGGGCGAUUGGUUGAAACCAGGUGCAGUGGUUAUUGAUGUUGGUACAAACUUUAUCCCUGACUCAACAAAGAAAUCUGGCCAAAGAAUGGUGGGUGACGUAGAGUUUGAAUCGGCAAAGGAAAAAGCCGAAUUAAUCACUCCAGUGCCAGGUGGCGUGGGUCCAAUGACUGUAGCAUGUCUUUUGGAAAAUGUCAUUAUUGCUGCAAAAAACCACUACAAGGCCAACAAUGAAACACCAAAAUUCACCAACCCUUUAAAAUUGAACUUGCAAAAACCUGUUCCUUCAGACUUUGAAAUCUCUCGUGCACAACAACCAAAGCGUAUAACCCAAGUUGCCGAAGAAGCCGGCAUCUUGGACUCUGAGUUGGAGCCAUUUGGCUUUUACAAAGCAAAAGUCUCAUUGGAUAUUUUGAAACGUUUGAACAACAAGAAUAACGGUAAAUACGUCUUGGUUACUGGUAUCACACCUACACCUUUGGGUGAAGGUAAAUCAACUACAACUGUUGGUUUGGCACAAGCUCUUGGUGCCCACUUGAACAAAAACGUUUUUGCCAAUGUUAGACAACCAUCAAUGGGUCCAACAUUUGGUAUCAAAGGUGGUGCUGCUGGUGGUGGUUACUCACAAGUCAUUCCUAUGGAUGAGUUCAACAUGCAUGUCACUGGUGAUAUCCACGCCAUUACAAUGGCCAACAAUUUGUUAGCUGCUGCUAUCGACACAAGAAUGUUCCAUGAGUCUACACAAAAAGAUGGUCCAUUGUACAAGAGAUUGGUACCUGAAAAGAAGGGUAAGAGGGCAUUUACCAGAUCAAUGCUCAAGAGAUUGGAAAAAUUGGGAAUCAACAAGACUGAUCCUAAUGAAUUGACACCAGAAGAGAUUACUGCGUUUGCAAGAUUGGAUAUCGACCCAGAAUCAAUUACUUGGAGAAGAGUUGUUGAUUGUAAUGAUAGAUUCUUGAGAGGUAUCACUGUGGGUCAAGCACCAACCGAAAAGGGAUUUACUAGAGCUACAGGUUUCGAUAUUACUGUUGCUUCAGAAUGUAUGGCUAUCUUGGCAUUGGCCAACUCAUUGGAAGAUAUGAGAGAGAGAUUGGGUAAGAUGGUUAUUGGAUCAUCAAAAGCUGGUGUUCCAGUUACUUGUGAAGAUAUCGGAUGUGCCGGUGCAUUGACUGCAUUGUUGAAGGAUGCCAUCAAGCCAAACAUUAUGCAAACAUUGGAAGGAACUCCAGUAUUUGUUCAUGCUGGUCCUUUUGCAAACAUCUCCAUUGGUGCCUCUUCGAUAUUGGCAGACAAAAUGGCUUUGAAAUUAGCUGGUACUUCUGCUGACUUGACUCCUGAAGAAAGAAAAGAGCAAGAAGGUUAUGUUGUUACCGAAGCUGGAUUCGACUUUACAAUGGGUGGUGAAAGAUUUAUCAACAUCAAAUGUAGAUCAAGUGGAUUGGUACCCGAUGUUAUUGUUAUUGUGGCUACUGUGCGUGCAUUGAAAGUUCACGGUGGUGGUCCCGAAGUCAAGGCAGGUGCUCCAUUGGCUCCAGAAUAUACACAGGAAAAUGUGGAAUUGUUGAGAAGUGGUUGUUCUAACUUGGCCAAGCACAUUGCCAAUGCCAAAUCGUAUGGCUUGCCAGUUGUUGUGGCCAUCAACAAGAUGUCUUCUGACACUGAUAAGGAGCAUCAAGUUAUUAAAGAGGAGGCAUUGAAAGCUGGAGCUGCUGAUGCCAUCGUUUCAAACCACUGGGAAGAAGGUGGUAAGGGUGCUGUUGACUUGGCCAAUGGUGUUAUUGAGGCUGCUAACAGAACAGAUAAGAACUUUAAUUUCCUUUAUGGUCUCGAACCUUCUGUUGAGGACAAGAUUGCCACCAUUGCUAAAGAGAUGUAUGGUGCCGGUGAGGUUGAAUUCUUACCAGAAGCUCAAAAGAAGAUUGACUUGUACACCAAGCAAGGUUUUGGUAAAUUGCCAAUCUGUAUUGCAAAGACACAAUACUCAUUGUCCCAUGAUGCUGCGUUGAAAGGUGUUCCUACAGGAUUCAAAUUCCCAAUCAGGGAUGUUAGAGCCUCGAUUGGUGCUGGAUACUUGUACGCUUUGGCUGCUGAGAUUCAAACCAUUCCAGGUUUACCAACUCAUUGUGGUUUCAUGAAUGUGGAAGUCAAUGAGGAUGGUGAAAUUGAUGGUCUUUUCUAG